Messenger RNA from Pogoniulus pusillus (Red-fronted tinkerbird), 2125 nucleotides. RefSeq names its product cyclin dependent kinase like 1 (gene CDKL1). Gene Ontology annotation, molecular function: protein serine/threonine kinase activity; ATP binding. Lineage: Eukaryota; Metazoa; Chordata; Aves; Piciformes; Lybiidae. The record is from RefSeq and is a predicted model, not a curated record. Gene Ontology annotation, cellular component: nucleus. The transcript has 9 exons. Bases 179 to 1240 code for a protein of 353 amino acids. Gene Ontology annotation, biological process: protein phosphorylation.
GGGAAACCCCCACCCCCGCCGCCCGAGGGCCCGCCCCGGCCCCGCCGCCGCCGCGGGGAGGCGGUGGAGGGCGGGGGGGAGCUGCCGGUAACGGCAGGCGAAGGGGCCGGGACAGUUGCUGCGGGGCUCUGAGGCGAGGGAGCGGCACCGGCCCGCGCCCCCACCCCAUCCCCCCGCUAUGGAGCGGUACGAGAAGCUGGGCAAGGUCGGGGAAGGCUCCUACGGCGUCGUCUUCAAGUGCCGCAACAAGAACACCGGGCAGAUCGUGGCCAUCAAGAAGUUCCUGGAGUCCGAGGAGGAUCCGCUGAUCAGGAAGAUCGCCCUGCGGGAGAUCCGGAUGCUGAAGCAACUGAAACACCCCAACCUGGUCAACCUGCUGGAAGUCUUCAAGAGGAAGAGGAGGCUGCAUCUGGUCUUUGAAUAUUGUGACCACACAGUUCUGCAUGAGCUGGACAAGCAUCCGCGGGGCAGGGUGCCAGAGCAUCUGGUGAAGAGCAUAACCUGGCAGACCCUCCAAGCUGUGAACUUCUGCCAUAAACACAAUUGCAUCCACCGAGAUGUAAAGCCAGAGAACAUCCUGAUAACCAAGCAUUCGGUGAUCAAACUGUGUGACUUCGGAUUUGCUCGCAUACUGACUGGUCCAAGUGAUUCUUACACAGACUAUGUGGCUACCAGGUGGUACCGCUCUCCAGAGCUACUUGUGGGAGACACCCAGUACGGCCCUCCCGUGGACGUGUGGGCCAUCGGCUGCGUCUUUGCUGAGCUGCUCUCCGGGGUGCCCCUGUGGCCAGGCAAGUCUGAUGUCGACCAGCUGUACCUCAUCCGGAGAACCCUGGGGGACCUUAUUCCUAGGCACCAGCAAGUGUUCAGCACCAACCACUUCUUCAGUGGGGUUCAAAUUCCAGACCCAGAGAGCAUGGAGCCAUUAGAAGUGAAAUUCCCUAAUAUUUCAUACUCUGCUUUGGCUCUCAUGAAGGGUUGCCUGCGCAUGGACCCAGCAGAGAGGCAGACAUGUGAGCAGCUGCUGCAGCACCCCUAUUUUGACAGCACCAGGGAGGCAGCAGAUCUGGGGAAAGAACAGGAGAAAAUGGCUCGGAAACCAGCCAGGCCCACUCGGAAGCACAUGGCAGGGUUACAGUACCUGCCUCAACUGACCAGUGGUAACCUCCUGCCAGCUCUGGACAGCAAGAAGUGCUGCUGCAAACCAAGAAGAUCAAACUACCACUUCCCAAAUAUCUAACUGGAUGGCAGGUUAAAAAGCAUCUACUGUUCAAUGUUCCAGUCAUUCAGAAUCUACAAAAGGAGGAGGCAUGGUGGGAAAAUAAAUUAAUACAACUUCUGACGUAGACCAAAGUGGUCUGAAUGGGCUCCAGGUCACUAGUGAGGGAAGUGAUGUACAAGGCAAAGUCCAUGCUCACUUUCAUGUCCUGUGUACCAAGGAAAAUGCAUGUUUUGCUGUAAUUCCUGGUUGUAUACUGGUUUUCAUGGUGGUAUACUGCUUCAGGACUACUGCAACCCUGUGUUUGCAGUGAAUUUAAAAUCUCUUGCUUCUCUGUCACCUAAAUUUCAGACUUGGCAGAAGAGCUGCAACCUUGCCAAAUCAAUCUGAACUCUGCUGUGUCCAAACAGCAGUAGUGUGAGGAGCUGUGAAUAUAGUGCUGAUAUGAGCAGGAGAUGAGCCUGAGGAGAAGCUGGCUCACUGCUCCCAUUAUCUCUAGAGCUGCUGAGACAGCCCUGCUUUUAAGAUCCACACUUACAGUCCACCAAGGGUUAAAUGUACUGACCUAGGCUUGCCAGAAGCUCCGCAGGCACUGCUACCAGCGAGAGAACAUCUAAACAAUAAGAACUGCUGUUUCUUUAGUCCUUGCAGAGUUUCUCCUGUUUCCUCCUGGCACUGUGAGGUUGGCUUUGUUUGUUUUUUCUGCCAGUAGUGAGGUCAUUUGCCUGUAGAGUUACAGAAACUGUUUCUAUCAAAAAGAAAUUAUGAGUAGAAUUUAGAACAUGGGCCAGAUGCAGGCAGGAAUUCUACCUAAGCUUAGCACGUUAGAGUCUUGGGGUUUGUGUAAUCUCAGGGUGUAAGAUGUUGUUGAUUUUGAAUAAAAGACAUGCAGCUUGUUUUUUCCCA